CGUCACUGGGGCGCGCCGCUUCCGGUCCCCAGCUCCGGAGCGAAUGACUUUCCCCUCCCCGGGGCCGCAGCCGCCCCGGAUUGCUGAUCGCGCCGCACGAGCCGCCUCGUUCGCCAGCACCUGCGUCCCAGCCUGUGCCCGUGACCAUGGCCACUGACUCGUGGGCCCUGGCGGUGGACGAGCAGGAAGCGGCAGCCGAGUCGUUGAGCAACUUGCAUCUUAAGGAAGAGAAAAUCAAACCAGAUGCCAAUGGUGCUGUUGUCAAGACCAAUGCUAAUGCAGAGAAGGCUGAUGAAGAAGAGAAAGAGGACAGAGCCGCCCAGUCCUUACUCAACAAGCUGAUCAGAAGCAACCUUGUUGAUAACACCAACCAAGUGGAAGUCCUGCAGCGGGAUCCCAGCUCCCCGCUCUACUCAGUCAAGUCCUUUGAGGAGCUUCGGCUGAAACCACAGCUUCUCCAAGGAGUCUAUGCCAUGGGCUUCAAUCGUCCAUCCAAGAUACAAGAGAACGCAUUGCCUUUAAUGCUUGCUGAGCCCCCACAGAACUUAAUUGCCCAGUCCCAGUCUGGUACUGGCAAAACAGCUGCCUUUGUGUUGGCCAUGCUCAGCCAGGUAGAACCAGCCAGCAGACACCCCCAGUGUCUGUGCCUCUCCCCAACAUAUGAGCUUGCCCUUCAAACGGGAAAAGUGAUUGAGCAGAUGGGCAAAUUUUACCCUGAACUGAAGCUAGCUUAUGCUGUUCGUGGCAAUAAGUUGGAAAGAGGUCAGAAAAUCAGUGAGCACAUUGUCAUUGGCACCCCGGGGACCGUUCUGGACUGGUGCUCCAAGCUCAAGUUCAUCGACCCCAAGAAGAUCAAGGUGUUUGUUCUCGACGAGGCUGACGUGAUGAUAGCCACUCAGGGCCACCAAGAUCAGAGCAUCCGCAUCCAGAGGAUGCUGCCCAGGAACUGCCAGAUGCUGCUUUUCUCUGCCACCUUUGAAGACUCUGUCUGGAAAUUUGCCCAGAAAGUGGUCCCCGACCCGAACAUCAUCAAACUGAAGCGUGAGGAGGAGACGCUGGACACCAUCAAGCAGUAUUACGUCCUGUGCAACAGCAGAGACGAGAAGUUCCAGGCCUUGUGUAACAUCUACGGGGCCAUCACCAUUGCUCAAGCCAUGAUCUUCUGCCAUACCCGCAAAACAGCUAGCUGGCUGGCCGCAGAGCUCUCGAAAGAAGGCCACCAGGUGGCCCUGCUGAGUGGGGAGAUGGUGGUGGAGCAGAGGGCUGCGGUGAUUGAGCGCUUCCGGGAGGGCAAAGAGAAGGUUCUGGUCACCACCAACGUGUGCGCCCGCGGGAUCGACGUGGAACAGGUGUCUGUCGUCAUCAACUUUGACCUCCCCGUGGACAAGGAUGGGAACCCAGACAACGAGACCUACCUGCACCGGAUCGGGCGCACCGGCCGCUUUGGCAAGCGGGGCCUGGCCGUGAACAUGGUGGACAGCAAGCACAGCAUGAACAUCCUGAAUAGAAUCCAGGAGCAUUUCAAUAAGAAAAUAGAAAGACUGGACACGGACGACUUGGACGAGAUUGAGAAAAUAGCCAACUGAGAAGCCCCUGCAGUCUCUGUGCCGCCCCCGCCGCGGACACGAGUGCUUCCACGGCGCACCCUGACUGUUCCCGCGAGGAUGACAGCACGAGUAGACAAACUGCCUACCUCAUCUGAAAUUACGUUUGGACUUGACAAAAAUUGUGCAAAUGAUGGGGGAAGGUAGAAAAAGAAAAUUGUUUACACAACUUUUGAAGAUUAGGCGUGAAUACACAGAAAUUUACCUUUUGGAAA
Messenger RNA from Dama dama (fallow deer), 1819 nucleotides. RefSeq names its product ATP-dependent RNA helicase DDX19B. The record is from RefSeq and is a predicted model, not a curated record. The transcript has 12 exons. Bases 147 to 1586 code for a protein of 479 amino acids. Gene Ontology annotation, cellular component: cytoplasmic stress granule; nucleus. Lineage: Eukaryota; Metazoa; Chordata; Mammalia; Artiodactyla; Cervidae. Gene Ontology annotation, molecular function: RNA binding; RNA helicase activity; ATP binding. Gene Ontology annotation, biological process: poly(A)+ mRNA export from nucleus.